Messenger RNA from Diachasma alloeum, 2437 nucleotides. Its product is annotated as facilitated trehalose transporter Tret1-like. Gene Ontology annotation, cellular component: membrane. Gene Ontology annotation, molecular function: transmembrane transporter activity. Gene Ontology annotation, biological process: transmembrane transport. Lineage: Eukaryota; Metazoa; Arthropoda; Insecta; Hymenoptera; Braconidae. The coding region runs from base 437 to 1897 and encodes 486 amino acids. The record is from RefSeq and is a predicted model, not a curated record. The transcript is spliced from 4 exons.
GCCGUGCACCGUACACGAUCGGUUUUCAUGUUGCACUUGGUGUGGGUGAAUUAGGAUGUUAUUGCCAAAAUUAGAAAUACAUAACGGAUUAAUGAAAUCCUAGAAAAUGUCAUCAUAGAUAGUUUAUCCCAUGUGUUUACAAUGGUAUGUGACAGGUUAUCGUAAUGCAAGUGAGAUACGGAUGACUCGGAUUUAUGAAGCCCUUGUGAAUGGCACCUGAUUGCAAGGCCUUGUUUUGGUGAUUAAAAGAUUGCAAGAUUAUCAACUGAUUUUAUCGAAUCAGUAGAGAUAAUGGAAAAUAUUAGAACUGAUUGUUCAGUGUACAGAAGUUGUCAUUUUAUGACAUGAGGCAAACAGAUUAUUCACGUGUGAUCAAGUGGUGAUUUCUGAUAUAUUGGAAGACGUAGUCAGAAAGAUUGUAAGGAAAUCGAGAGAUAUGAUAGGUUGUGACAAUCUCUCGUUGGAUUUGAAUAAAUGGCGUCAAAUUGUUGCAGCCGUUAUUGCCAAUUUGGCAGCUGUAACAGGUGGAAUGCUAUCAAGCUGGAUCUCUCCAGUGGGUCCUCGACUUAUGGAAGAGGAUACCCCUGUUGGUACAGAACCCAUAACGGAGGAUGAAAUCUCCAUCCUAUCUUCGGCAACAGGCCUAAUGUCCCUGUUUGCUCUAAUUUUCUACGCACUGUCAGCUGGAAAGAUCAGCACCAAAAUCCAAGCGUGGAUCAUAGCAAUGUCCGGAAUCGGAAGCUGGGUGCUGAUACUUUUCGCCCAGAAUUUCUACUACCUUCUGAUCGCUCGCAUCCUAGCCGGAGUUGUCUGCGGACUGACGUUCUCCAUGAUGCCAGUCUAUGUCACUGAAAUCGCUGAGGAUUCUAUCAGAGGUGCACUGGGAAGUCUUCUCUCGUUUGGUGUUAAUAUAGGAGUUUUCCUGGCAUUCAUUCUUGGUGCAACCUUGAGUUAUCGCGAUUUCGCGGUGUGUGGCCUGAUCGUGCCAGUAGUGUUCAUUGUUGGGUUCGUCUUUCUGCCGGAGUCUCCGGCGUAUUUCAUGCGGAAGGGACUUGUUGAUAACGCCACUAGAUCCCUGAUGUGGUUGAGGAAUAAUGACCAGUCCGCUGUAGAUCGCGAUUUGAAACUAUUGGAGAAGCAGUUCACACCUGAUUCGAUAAAAACCGCGGGGUUGAAGCAUCUGUUCAGAGAUCGAGGAACGAUCAAAACGUUGAUCAUCUCUAUAACCCUAUAUGCGGGACAACAUUUCGGUGGUUAUGCAAUAAUUUUUUCCUACACCGGGAUGAUCUUCGAACAAGCAAAUAAAGGAUCGGUUGCCGUGAGCGCAGAUGACUCAUUACUAGUCCUCGCCGGCAUACAAAUAAUUGGAUCACUGAUACCAACAUUCACAAUUGAUCAUCUUGGAAGGAGAAAGCUCAUCAUUUCAUCUUGCGCAGGAAUAUCAACUUUUCAUGCAGCUUUCGGAAUUUAUCUUCUGCUACAAAGUCGAGAGUAUGAUCUGUCAUCCGUGGCCUGGAUUCCACUUGCUGCAGUGUCUGGUUUUGGUCUUGUUUAUUGCGCAGGACUCGGCCCUGGCACAUCUAUCGUCACUUCCGAGUGUUUCGGCCCGGAUAUUGUGAGUUUAGGGAUUUCCAUUUCUUUGGCUACGGAAUUCAUCUCCAACUUUUUAACGACACUAGCUUUUCCAUUUGUAAGCUCUCAUUUCGGCAUGCACGUGAGCUUUUUCAUUCUCGCGGCUUGCCCUGUUGUUACGAUGGCAAUUAUUUUUUUCAUUCUACCCGAGACUAAGGGGAAAUCGAAGGUCGCUAUUUCUGAGGAAUUAAACCGACAGGCGAAAAAAGGUGAUAAUCAUUCUUUGAAUUUGAAUGACAAUGGAAUUGGAAAGAAUGUUUCAUGAGUCGAGUCUUUCAUUUUCUGACGCAUUAUUUAUAUGUAUUUUAUAAGUAUUGAUAAUUGUUAAUAAUGGUUUCAAAGAGGAAUUUCCGAUUUUAUGAUGAUAAAUUUCCAGUUCUAAUUUCUUACUGCAAAACAAUUCAGUUACAAAAUUCUCUUAGAUUCAGAGAUAUGAAUCAAUCAAUAGUUUCUCGCUGAACCUGUAACAAAGAUCGUGUCCCACGAAAUUAUCUAACCUGCACUAGGAGAUGUAAAUCGCCGAUAGAAAAAGUGUUGCAUAAUUACUUUGUCGAGAGAGGAUGUGAAUGGUUCGCUAGAUCGUGAAUGCCGGUAGGCGGAAAUAAUUACUCGCCUCGCCUGCACCAAACCUAAUACAAUAAUUGAAGUGCCGUAGGAGACAAUAGCGGUGAGUCUUUUCUGAAUCGCGGUGCAGUGAAGACGAGGAAAAUCGUCAAGGUCAGUUGGAUCAAGUUCGCAUUGUUAGAAAAACUCGUAAUUCGCGGUGUGAAACAAUUUAAAGUGAAUAAAUGCGAAGAAAUUUUUA